Molecule: messenger RNA, 5122 nt
Organism: Oncorhynchus keta (chum salmon)
Lineage: Eukaryota; Metazoa; Chordata; Actinopteri; Salmoniformes; Salmonidae
Product: Schwann cell myelin protein-like
Exons: 8
Coding region: 162-1631 (489 amino acids)
Source: RefSeq, a predicted model, not a curated record
ACUUUGUCUCUGUAGGAGGGUGGAUAUGAGACUAUAGCAAGAAAGAUAAAAGCAAGCAAGUAAUUGGAUUUUAGACAUUGAAUGUCUUGAUUGUAAUGUUAGAAAUUCAAUGGAGAGUAAUUAUUUUCCGAUUCCUGCAGGUCCAGCACUAAGAGGAAGGGAUGGGGAUUGAAAAAUUACCAUGGCAUUUUCUUACUCACUUCUUUUGGCUUGGAGUGAUGGGAGUUGAUGCCUCGUCAUGGACUGCUGAGGUGCCCAAGUCCGUCUCCGGCCUACGGGGCUCAUGCAUCGUGAUUCCAUGCUCAUUCAACUACCCAGAACCAGAGAAGAGGCCCUCCGAAUUCACUGGCAUCUGGUUCAAAGGCACCCAUGAUACUAUAUACCACCCAGACAGCUCCAACAUCAUCAAAGACUACAGGGGUCGUACAGAGCUGGUGGGAGACCUCCGGCAGAAGAACUGCUCUCUCAGAAUCAACCCCCUCCAUGACAGUGACAAAGGAUCCUUUACUUUCAGGAUUGAAAUGGAAGACCAUAACAAGUAUUCAUACAAAGAGGACACAGUCUCCAUUACAGUGAGCAGCUCUCCAGACCCCCCCUCUCUGUCAGUGAGGGAGGAGGUAAAGGUGGGGGAAGUGGUUUCUGCCUCCUGCUCUAUGUCUCACUCCUGCCCAUCUGAUUCCCCUCUCCUAACCUGGAGCCACUCCGGAACACACAGUGUCCAAUCACAGCAGCUGACCAAUGUCCAGUGGGAAGUGACGUCAUCCCUGACCUUUAGCUCCAGCAGCACUGAUCACAACCAGUCUCUGAUCUGCACAGCAGCAUACAGGGGAGGGAAGACAGUGAAAAGUUUGAAAACUCUCAAUGUCAAAUAUGCCCCAGUGGAUGUGAAGAUUGAGGGAGUGUCCAGUGUGAAGGACGGAGACUCUGUGGAGCUGAGAUGCUCCAGUGACAGUAACCCUGCUGCCCACAGCUACCACUGGCACAACAGUAGAGGACCUCUGCCCACCACUGGACCUACCAUCACACUGGAGAAUGUGAACAGACUCACUGAAGCCCUCUACUGCACUGCCAUCAAUAGAGAGGGACAAGGCCACUCUAGCCCACUGAAACUCAAUGUAGAGUACCCCCCUGAGAUCAAAGUGGGCUCCGCCUGCACUUCAGACAUCUCCAUGGUAACCUGUCUGUGCAUUGUGGACUCGGAGCCCCCCGGCUCUGUGGAGUGGUCUCUUCCAGAUGGACCCCUGCCCAACCGGUCCAGUACCAGAGUGGAGAGGCAUGGGUCAGUUACCAUGGUGACCCUACAGAGGGCACUAGGCUUCUCCGAGACCGUCCACUGCCAUGCCAGCAACACACAGGGCAAUAUCACCUUGUCCUUCACUGUGUCCACAAAUGAUAAGAUGUCGAUGCUGUACGUUUCAAUUGGUAUUGCUGCAUUAGUGGUGGUAGUAAUACUAAUUUCCAUGUCAGCUUGCCUUUUCAACAGGAAGGGGAAAGAGCAGAAAGACACCAGCAGUAAAAUCCACACAAACUAUUACACCAACGAUCACGUAUAUGGAAACAUGGAGACUGAAGAAGAUGGUGACCCAUACGCGUGUGAUGGUGGAGAUGAUGCAGUCUAUGGUAACAUGUGAACACAACAGGAAGCAUGUGGAAGUCAGCUGACCCAGAGGCCAUGGUGUUCAGUCUCUCAAAGGUUCCAUUAAAAUAUUAACAUUUUAACCCAAUGUAGCAGAACAUAUUAUAUAAUAUAUAAUAAUAUAUAUAUAUAUAUAAUAUAUAUAAUAUGUUCUGCUACAUUGGGUUAAAUGUUAAUAUUUUAAAACCAAACUGUUUAUCAUAUAUAUAUAUAUAUAUAUAUAUAUAUAUAUAUAUAAUAUUAUAUUUGUUAGCUUGAUGUAGGUUUAUGGUACUAUUGGCUAAAGAAAAUGGUACAUUCUUAUUUGGCCUGUGGCUUUGUGUUAUAUCUUUUACAAGGCUUUUGUUUAUUAUCUAUGGCUUGGAUAAUUUAGAAAUGUUUUUACUAAAUGUCAAUUAUACACAAAAUACUAACCAGUACUUAACAAUAGCUUGUUUCACACUUCCCCAGUUGUCUAUUGCAAUUGUGUGUUGAUGCGGCAGGUAGCCUAGUGGUUAGAGCUUUGGGCCAGUAACCAAAAGGCUGCUAGAUUGAAUCCCUGAGCUGACAAGGUAAAAAUCCGUCGUUCUUCCUCUGAACAAGGCAGUUAACCCACUUAACCCCCUGUUAACCCCCUGUUCCUAGGCUGUCAUUGUAAAUAAUACUUUGUUCUUAAACUGACUUGUCUAGUUAAAUAAAUGUUAAAAUAAAACAAACAUUUAAAAUCUGAGGAUAGAAUAUGUGUGUGUGAGCUUUCAUUGUUUCUAAACAAUGGGUUGCUCUUUUAUUUUUUGAGAUUUUCAGCAUCUAUUUAUUUCCAUAGGGUUUGAGCUAUUUCAAAAUUCUGAUUUUGUCAAUAUACAUUACCGGUCAAAAGUUUUAGAACACUUACUCAUUCAAGGGUUUUUCUUUAUUUUUACUAUUUUCUACAUUGUAGAAUAAUAGCGAAGACAUCAAAACUACGAAAUAACACAUAUGGAACCAUGUAAAACCAUAAAAGGGUUAAACAAAUCUAAAUAUAUUUUUAAUUUGAGAUUCUUCAAAUAGCCAUCCUUUGCCUUGAUGACAGGUUGGCAUUCUCUCAACCAUCUUCAUGUGGUAGUCACCUGGAAUGCAUUUCAAUUAACAGGUGUUAAUUUCUUUCCAUCUUAACUUGUUUGAGAUAGGGGGCAGCAUUUUCACUUUUGGAUGAAUAGCGUGCCCAGAGUGAACUGCCUCCUACUCAGUCCCCAGAUGCUAAUAUAUGCAUAUUAUUAUUAAUUUUGGAUAGAAAACACUCUGAAGUUUCUAAACUGUUUGAAUGAUGUCUGUGAGUAUAACAUAACUCAUAUGGCAGGCAAAAACCUGAGAAAAAUCCAAACAGGAAGUGGGAAGUCUGAGGUUUGUAGUAUUUGAAUUCACCCCUAUCGAAUACACAGUGGUAUAUGGGUUAUUGUGCACUUCCUAAGGCUUCCACUAGAUGUCAACCGCCUUUAGAACGUUGUCUUAGGCUGCUCAUGUGAAGGGGGGCCGGAUGGGAGCUGUUUGACUAAGGGGUCUGCCUACAGCCUCAUUCUCAGUCAAGUGCUUUCACUUGAGAGGCAGCUCUCAUUCCAUUGCUUUUCUACAGACAAUGGAAUUCUCCGGUUGGAACAUUAUUGAACUUUUAUGAUAAAAACAUCCUAACGAUUGAUUCUAUACUUAGUUUGACAAGUUUCUUAGACCUGUAAUACAACUUUUUUAACGUUUUGUCCCAAUUGACCAGAUCGCCCUUUUGGAUUUGUUUACCAAACACCCUAACAAAAGAAGCUAUUGGACGUAAAUGCACAUAAAUGAUGGACAUUAUCGAACAAAACAAGCAUUUAUUGUGGAACUGCGAUUCCUGGGAGUGCAUUCUGAUGAAGAUCAUCAAAGGUAAGUGAAUAUUUAUAACGCUAUUUAUGAAUAAUGUUUACUACCCAACAUGGCAGAUAUUUCUCUGGCUGGUUUGGGCUCUGAGUGCCGUUCUCAGAUUUUUCGUAAAGUUUUUUUGAAAUCUGACACAGCGGUUGCAUUAAGGAUAACUGUGUCUAAAGUUCCAUGUAUAAUAGUUGUAUUUUUAUCAACAUUUAUUAUGAGUAUUUCUGUGAGUUCAUGUGGCUCUCUGCAAUAUCACUGCAUGUUUUGGAACAUAUACAGAAGAUAGCCCUAUUUUGGUAAAAGACGAAGUCCAUAUUAUGGCAACAACAGCUCAAAUAAGCAAAGAGAAACGACAGUCCAUCAAUACUUUUAAGACAUGAAGGUCAGUCAAUACAGAACAUUUCAAGAACUUUGAACAUUUCUUCAAAUGCAGUUGCAAAAACCAUCAAGCACUAUGAUGAAACUGGCUCUCAUGAGGACCGCCAAAGGAAUAGAAGACCCAGAGUUAUCUCUUUUGCAGAGGAUAAGUUCAGUAGAGUUACCCGCCUCAGAAAUUGCAGCCCAAAUAAAUGCUUCACAGAGUUCAGGUACCAGACACAUCUCAACAUCAACUGUUCAGAGGAGACUGCAUGAAUCAGGCCUUCAGUGUUGAAUUGCUGCAAAGAAACCACUACUAAAGGACAGCAAUAAUAAGAAGAGACUUGCUUGGGCCAAGGAACAUGAUGGACAUUAGACAUUAGACCAGUGGAAAUCUGUCCUUUGGUCUGGAGUCCAAAUUUGAGAUUUUUGGUUCCAACCGCCGUGUCUUUGUGAGAUGCAGUGUGGUUGAACGGAUGAUCUCCGCAUGUGUAUUUCCCACCGUAAAGCAUGGAGGAGGAGGUGUGAUGGUGUGGGGGUGCUUUGCUGGUGACACUGUCUGAUUUAUUUAGAAUUCUAGGCACACUUAACCAGCAUGGCUACCACAGCAUUCUGCAGCGCUACGCCAUCCCAUCAGGUUUGGGCUUAGUGGGACUAUAAUUUGUUUUUCAACAUGACAAUGACCCAACACACCUCCAGGCUGUGUAAGGGCUAUUUUACUAAGAAGGCGAGUGAUGGAGUGUUGCAACAGAUGUCCUGGCCUCCACAAUCCCCCAACCUCAACUAAAUUGAGAUGGUUUGGGAUGAGUCAGACCACAGAGUGAAGAAAAAGCAGCCAACAAGUGCUAAGCAUAUGUGGAAACUGGUUGAGAGAAUGCCAAGAGUGUGUAAAGCUGUCAUCAAGGCAAAGGGUGGCUAUUUGAAGUAUCUCAAAUUUAAAAUAUAUUUUGAUUUGUUUAACACUUUUUGGGUUACUACAUGAUGAUAUGUAUAUGUUAUUGUAUCAUUUUGAUGUCUUCACUAUUAUUCUGCAAUGUAGAAAAUAGUAAAAAUAAAGAAAACCAUUGAAUGAGUAGGUUGUUCUAAAACUUUUGACAGGUAGUGUACUGUAGCUUUAGUUAGUGUACUGUAGCUAUUUUACCCUCUCUAUAAGAACAUACCAGUAACAGGCAUGAUUAAGAUUAUGAUUAUGAAGAAUUUGUGUUAGGUUAUGAUUGUAGCUCUGAAUACAUGAUCAAAUCUGAAUAAAUAAACAUUUUAUUUUGGAACAAA